AUGUCAGUGAGUGGAACUAUUACGAAAUACUUAUCUCAAGAUGAGCAAUUGAAGGCGCUUUCAGAUCUGAUUCAAAAUGAUCAAAUAGAAGAAAUAUUGAAUAUAUUCAAUGCUACUUCAAUUGAUUUCUCAAAUGAUGAGAAGCUUGCUCAAUUAUUAUUUGAGAAAAUUAAGAACAAAUUACUAAAAAAACUAGUCGCUCUUGAAAGCGAUGGUCAUUUGGAAACCUCUUUGAGUGAAAUAUUGGAAGAUAAGGAGAUCCAUGUGUCUACUAAACUAAUUGCAAAAGUGCCAUAUCUAUGGUCACAUUUUGAAACGUGGAUCAGUGAUAGGUUAAUGGGAUUCAUGACAGGAAAUGUAAGGAAACUUUUUGACUCCGAGUUUUAUACUGAUAUUGUAUUGCGUUUCGUCGAUAUUUCUGUAUCUGAAGCCAGUUUCGACGAUUCUCAGGUUAGUGAGUUUGAAAUUCUUUACUAUUUGCAUUUGUUAGAGGGAGUUUAUCUGGCGGAAACUGAAAAAGCACCUUUAUCAUCAAGCUCCUUGGAUAAUAUCUUGGUGCCAUUGUUAGGAUGUAACAUCGAACUUCUAGCAAGCACUUGCUCUAAAUUGAUGAGGUGGAGAUUCAAGGAAAUUAAUGGGAUAUCUAUGAAUGAUUCUGGGUUUGACAAAGCCACAUGGAACUGUAUGAAGGCACUAUACACAGAUAGAAAUAUACAUGGAUGGAAACAAAGAAAUUGUCUUUCCUUUAUCCUUAGAAGUCUCUCAACACCUAACAUUCCACCACAUUUGGUUGCUUUUAUUAAAUCUGAUGAUUACUGGUUACAGGUACAGAAUGCAUUGGACCAUGAUAUUCAUGAAUAUAGAAAACUAGGUCUCUCAAUUCUUAAAUUGACCAUUCAAAGACUAACCACCGGAUUUGAAGCUUUCCAAACCAAAUACUUCAGCUGGAAGCCCGAGGAGGCAUCUAGUAUUCUGGAAAUAUGGAAGAAAUACACAACCUUAUAUGAAAUUGUUGCGUUGGACACCGCAUUAAAUCAAAUUCAAGCUGCAAGUGCAGAUAUUAUAAGUUUGAUAGAUGAUGCGCUUUUAUAUCCUAGCUGGGGGUUGAUUAUAUUUUCCACCGGCUUGAAAGUUUCGAUGGAAAGUGUCAGAAAGUACAUGGUUUCAUUAAUUCUAGAAAUCCAAGAUGGAUCCGCAUUCUCUUCCAAUAUAGCAAUAUUAACAGAAAGAAUUCUUCCUUCCUUAAUGGAAGCACAUUACUAUAAUACAACUGACACAAGCUGUCCUCAUGGUGAACGCGUUACUAUGUUUGUGUGUGAAAUCCUUUCUCAAGCAGAGAAUGCCCUACCCAUUGUAUUGCAAAACAUCUUGCAACUAUUAAUUAAAGAAGGAGCUUCAUUUGGACCCUCAAGGAUUUAUAUUUCUUUAGGUAUUCUAAACUUUUUCCAAGUAACUCAUUCCAAUGUUGUAUCGCUGCAAAAUUUAGCCCAAAUAAAGAAAUUGUAUGAAUUUGAAAGUGAAGAUGAAGUGUUCGAUACGACAAUUCAAACAAUUUAUCUUAAGUUUUUAUUUUUCAUUCAUCCUUCUAUUACACCAACUGAUUGGUUACAAACUAUUGUAACACAUUUACAGAACGUGAACGGAUCGUACAGAUAUAUUUCACCAUUGAUCGACUUGUUUAGAGAUGUUGCCGUAUCAAGGUUUAAUCAAAAUGCUGUUGAAGAGCAACUUGCUUUCUCCAUUGGUAAAAACCCCACUUUCGACAUGCUGGCAACCAUAUUAUUUGAUGACAAGAGAGUUCCUAUCAAUCGAGAAUUUCUUUUAGAGUUGAUAAGAUGCGGCGAGGAAAUCUCAACCCAUACCAAUGCUAUGGUGACACUACUAUCAAAUUUAUUAUUUCAAAAAUGUAGCAAUGAAGAUUAUCAAGAUGGGUAUUUAUUGACACAAUACCAUGGAUUCACAACUAGCACCUGGAAUUCCAUAGAUAUAACAAAAGCAUAUGAGACCUUAUGUAAAGACUUUUCUGGUGAAAAAUUUAAAUUUUUUGUUGCCGUUAUGGAAAAGGUUAUGGAAAGCAACGGGAAGGACCUUGAUUUGAAAACUGGUGAUGCUUUUAAACUUUUGGACACCAUUUCUGAAUACCUGAAAAACUACCAAAAAGAAAGCUUUAAGUUCAAAGAUGCAAUUUACGGAGCGUACUUCGAUUUUCUAUUGAUAUUUUUGAAAACACAUCCUCUCGAAAGAAAUGAACUAAAACAGCUAUUGACUAUUAUCGCUCAAAAUGUUAAAGUAGAUAAUGGAAAUUACACAGGUAACUUAAGCAUAUCAAAACUUUCCGAGUUCCUCUUAAAUACUUAUGCAUUACCCCUAGGUAGUCAAUCAACAGAUGCAAAUGAGAUUUCAAGACAUAUCUUGCAGUACAUGUGCUUUAUGUGGGAAUCGCUCGAUACAGAAAGACUUGUUCUAAAGGAACGCAAACUACACUUCUCCAUCAUCCAAACGAUCUUUAAUUCAUCGACCUUAUAUUAUGCUGCGAAAGGGGAUAAGGAAUUGGCUAAUCUUUUGAAAACAAGCGGUCUGAGUAUAAUUGGCCAUGGGUUUUCAAAGAGGGGGUUCCUUCCUUUACUAAGUUCUCAACUUUGCCAGUUCAUGAAAAGAUACGGUGCUAUGUUGGAUAGCGAAGAUGCAAACUACGACUGGUUGAUUCUAAUCUUGUUUAAAUGUUUCACUCAACCUCAAAUGAAUACUAAUAUCUUUAACAUGAAACCAGUAAUUGCUCAUUUAUAUGACAAGAAGUUGAGUAUUUAUUAUGGAGAGAAGCAUUGUUUGUAUAAGAGCGUGUAUGGUAUUUCUGAGAUUUCCAACAAAAUUUUCACCAUUAAUGCACUGCUACUUACGACAGAUAUCUUUAAGAGACAAUUUAUUUCAGAAGUUGUCGAAGAGACAAACUUAUUGGUUUCCAAGAAGAGAAUUGAUGGUCCGGAAGAAAUGGAAAGAUUAGCAUUAUGGGAAUUACUUAUUAUGUGCCGUCACGCAAUGAAGUCCAUAAACCUCCCAAGCUCUAUAACAAACGCCAUUUUACACAAUAUUGAAAUAGAUGAAGGUUCGCCUCUUGUCAGGAUCUAUAAGGAAUGGUUUAUUGCAUAUGAAUUAGCAGAAAACUAUAAUGAAAGCACCUCAACUCCAAAUGAAGACUAUGUUUUUAAUCUAUUAAUUGACCAUAGUAAACCAGUAUUAGUGGUUAGUGCUGAAAAGAUUUGCUUCUUGAUAUUAAAAGCUCUCAAAUUGAAAGGAAAACAAGACACAACUAGAUUAUUAGACAGAUUCAUCUGUGAAUUAGUGCCAAAUGCUACAUCUAACAAACCUUUGGUAAGACAUUUCUCAAAUUCAUUAAUCUUAUCAUUCUGGCCAGUGUUUAAAGAUAUGGUUUUAAAUCCUACUUUGAAAAGUAUCCUUGGCAACUUAUUUGAGAAUUCUCAAAGAACUCAAAUACAUGGCCAAUACAGAUCUGGGGAUGCCAACAUUUGGAAUUUAUACGAUGAUUUGACAUUAACCAAUAUAUUUGGUGGGGUGAUUAGGAAGAUCACUGAUCAUGAAGCUCCUUAUCUAUCAGAGGAAACAUUUAAUACUUAUUUGCUUGACAAGAAUCUAUUUGAAAUUGGUAAAGAUGAACCAUUACUAUGGUUAAGGAAAAGAAGUGGAUUGGAAGUUGUCUCACAGAAAACGGCAUCCCCCAUCAAUGCUGGAUCUCAAUUGCAAACCAAGAGUGGAGCGUGGGAGACUGUCUUUGAUAUAGAUAACAAGAAAUCACAUCAAAUUGUGAAACGUUCAGACUUGAUUGUUGUUUCUUCAUUAGUUGACAAACCUCCAAAUCUGGGUGGUAUUUGUAGAUUAUGUGAUGUGCUAGGUGUUGGUUUAUUGACAGUUCAAGAUCUUCGAGUGAAGAAUCACCCACAAUUUAAGAAUGUUGCAGUUACAGCAGAUAGGUGGCAACCGAUGGUGGAAGUUCCUGUUGAUGAAAUUACAAAAUUCAUGAAGAGUAAAAAACAGGAAGGGUACACACUGAUUGGGCUAGAACAAACGGAUAAAUCUGUCCAACUUGAUAAUAAUUAUAAGUUCCCACGUAAAUCUUUGAUUCUACUGGGAACAGAAGCUCAUGGUAUUCCUGGCCCAUUAUUAAAUGAACUUGAUCUUUGCUUAGAGAUAAAGCAGCAUGGUGUUAUCAGAUCGAUGAACAUUCAAACUGCUACAGCAGUUAUUGUCCAUUCGUAUACUGUUCAACACCUCUGA
This is a messenger RNA of Naumovozyma castellii, 4290 nucleotides long. RefSeq names its product tRNA (guanosine(18)-2'-O)-methyltransferase (gene TRM3). The transcript has a single exon. Bases 1 to 4290 code for a protein of 1429 amino acids. NCBI's taxonomy places the organism in Eukaryota, Fungi, Ascomycota, Saccharomycetes, Saccharomycetales, Saccharomycetaceae. The record is from RefSeq and is a predicted model, not a curated record.